AUGUCAGGGCAGGUCAAAGACUUCAUUGCAAGCUCCAAAUUUGACGUCCUAGUACCUCAAGCUACUGAGCUCGAUUUCGAAGAGCUUUUUGUAAAUGACGAAGGCCGAGAUGGAGCCAUCUCAAUAUCGUCCAUAGAGCGGAGGUCUUUUCUGUACUUUGGUACGUGA
Molecule: messenger RNA, 168 nt
Organism: Letharia columbiana
Lineage: Eukaryota; Fungi; Ascomycota; Lecanoromycetes; Lecanorales; Parmeliaceae
Exons: 2
Coding region: 1-168 (55 amino acids)
Source: RefSeq, a predicted model, not a curated record